AUGACCAACUCCCUUUCUAUCGCUACCUGCGCCAUCUACUCGGUGUUUAUAAUCCCUGUCUUAUAUCUUCUCAUCCGACACGGUCGCUUCGGCCUCCUAGGCUGGCUCUUCUUAUUUCUGUUCUGUACGCUGCGUAUUAUCGGUGGAGCCCUCGCAAUCCAUGAUGCUGGUGCCGCCGCCAAUAUCAUAUCCAGCGUCGGUCUUUCUCCUCUUCUCCUCGCCACAGCCGGUCUUUUACACGAGGGUCGAGAAUUCCGAAUUCAACACCUUGACAAAAAAAUGGAAUGGGUGUCGGCACUCGCCUACCACAUGCUCGUUGUUGCAGGCGUGGCGCUUACGGCCGCCGGUUCUGCAAAGCUUCAGGCACACCAGGAACCGAUUGACAAGGCCGAUAAGAUGGUCAAGGCAGGAAUCUCCAUCUUGACUGUCGCGUGGGUUGCCCUUGUUGGCUGGACUGGGCUGUCAUUCUACGCGCCGCGCGGGCGGAAUUCUCAACUCGCAGCCGCCGGGACUGUGUUGUUGGCUGCCGUUGUUUUUGCCCUUUCCUUCAUCGGCCUCAGAGUCAUCUAUACGCUAGUUGCAUUAUGCACGCAGAAACCCUCCUUGAACCCCGUAACAGGGUCACUGGCCAUCCGUGUCGUCCUAAGCUUCUUGCCUGAAGUGAUCGCUACAUUGGCAUUCAUUCUGUCUGGGUUCCAGACAAUCAGAGCACCGCAACUGGCCCGUCUGUCACAGGAGGAUAAUUCCUCUCUCUCUCCAAAACGACGUGCUCAGCCUUGGAUCUAG
Penicillium oxalicum is the source of this 786-nucleotide messenger RNA. RefSeq lists its product as uncharacterized. NCBI's taxonomy places the organism in Eukaryota, Fungi, Ascomycota, Eurotiomycetes, Eurotiales, Aspergillaceae. The transcript is spliced from 3 exons. The record is from RefSeq and is a predicted model, not a curated record. Bases 1 to 786 code for a protein of 261 amino acids.